AGGCCGUGCUGCUGACCUCGCGGCAGGAGGCCGUGCUGGCCGAGGCGGAGAGGGACAAGGCCUUCUUGCCCUUCGGCGCCGGCCUCACCGGGAUCAUCGCGGCUGUCUGCGUGACCCUCUCGCUGUUCAACAAGAACUUCGGAGAGUUCCUUCCGCAGGACGACGUGGUCCCCGUUCUCCUGGCGGGGGACGACAUCCUCCUCGCGUUCCUCGCCGUCGGCUCCGUGGCGGGCGCCGUGGUCACGAGUGACAGGAACCUGUGCAUGAGCACGGUGCUCAAGCCGCCCGUGCCCAAGAGGGAGUUCGCCGACGACGAGUCCAACGAGUGGCAGAAGAGCAGCCUGCCGGUCGAGGCGAGGCGGCCGGACGUGCUCUCGCGGGUCGCCGUGGCCUUCCUGACACUCGCGGGCUGCCUGCUGCCCCUCCCCCUCGUGGUGGGCAGCUUCACGGACGGGCUGGCGGCGCUCUGGGCCAGCGCCACGGCCGUGUCCAACGGAGCGCAGUCGCUCAGCAUCAGCGACAGCGCCACCAUCGAGGCUUUCCAGGAGCUGUUCGACGAGACGGCCGUCGUCGUCUCCGCCACCGCGGCGGCCCAGGCGGC
Messenger RNA from Prorocentrum cordatum, 601 nucleotides. The record is from the annotation of a GenBank genome assembly. Lineage: Eukaryota; Dinophyceae; Prorocentrales; Prorocentraceae.